Messenger RNA from Crotalus tigris (Tiger rattlesnake), 3886 nucleotides. RefSeq names its product nuclear receptor ROR-beta-like. Gene Ontology annotation, molecular function: zinc ion binding; nuclear receptor activity; RNA polymerase II cis-regulatory region sequence-specific DNA binding. The record is from RefSeq and is a predicted model, not a curated record. Gene Ontology annotation, biological process: regulation of transcription by RNA polymerase II. Bases 350 to 1747 code for a protein of 465 amino acids. Lineage: Eukaryota; Metazoa; Chordata; Lepidosauria; Squamata; Viperidae. The transcript has 10 exons. Gene Ontology annotation, cellular component: nucleus.
UGUACAUACCAACCUCUGGAAGAAAGUAGGCUAGCAGUUCUCCAAGUGCGCUUGGCUGGGAAAGAAGGAGUGAAGGAAGGGGAAAGGAAGGUGUGGAGACGUCAGGAGGAAGACGCUUCAACCGCUUCUUAUUAAUCGUUGGGCGAGCUGCAAAACACAAACAGAAGAGAGGAAACCAGCAGAGCGAGCGAGCUAAGCCAACCAGCCGCCCGAUCCCACGCUGGAAACUUUAUACCCUCCGCUCCCCGCCGUAUCUAUUUAUUUCGCCCCUUCUCCUUCUGCAAGGAGUUUUGUUUCCGACGGCGUGUUUUUUUCCAUGCUAUUUCCAGAAGAGAGAUAAGAGUAGAAGAUGCGAGCACAAAUUGAAGUUAUCCCUUGUAAGAUAUGUGGGGACAAGUCUUCAGGGAUUCACUAUGGAGUCAUCACCUGUGAAGGGUGCAAAGGUUUUUUCCGCAGAAGCCAACAGAAUAACGCCACUUACUCUUGCUCACGGCAGAGGAACUGCCUGAUCGACAGGACCAACCGAAAUCGGUGUCAGCACUGCCGACUGCAGAAGUGCCUGGCGCUGGGCAUGUCCCGGGAUGCAGUAAAGUUUGGCCGCAUGUCCAAGAAGCAGCGGGACAGCCUGUAUGCCGAGGUCCAGAAACAUCAGCAGAGCCAAGAACAAAGCGUGGGAACCAAGGACAACCCAGAGACCUUGUCGAGGGUCUACACCACCAGCGUGAGCAGCGGACUCUCUGACCUUGAUGACAUCUCCAUGCUGUCGGACAGCUUCCUCUUUGAUUUUCCGCUGAGCCCCGAAGGGAACAGCAGCUACUACAACCUGGAUCUCCUGACCUCAGCGCAGCCAUCGCCCGACCAGUCCAGCACUGACGUCAGCGACACGAAGUUCAUUAAACAGGAGUCCAUCUACGAGCUCAUGCUGGAGCCCAGCCUCUUUCCUCACGGCCCCCUUGAAAGCAACGCGCUGACUUCAGACGUUUCGGUGAUGGAAAUGGAGCGCCUAGCCCAGAAUGUGGUAAAAUCACACCUUGAGACGUUGCAGUUCACCAGCGAUGAGCUACAGCGGUUUGCCUGGACACUCUACUCUCAGGAGGAAAUAAGGACCAUGCAGAACACGAACUGCGAGGUAAUGUGGCAAGAGUGUGCCGUCCAGAUUUCCAAUGCCAUCCAGUACAUCGUGGAGUUUGCCAAGCGCAUUGAUGGCUUCAUGGAGCUAUGCCAGAAUGACCAAAUCAUUCUUCUCAAAGCAGGUUGUCUAGAGAUUCUCCUCAUCCGAAUGACGCGGGCCUUCAACCCAUUGAACAACACCGUACUUUUUGCAGGAAAAUAUGGUGGGAUGCUGAUGUUUAAGUCACUCGGUUGUGAUGACCUGAUCAGUUCCAUCUUUGAGCUGGGGAAGAACCUUUGCCGACUGCAACUCUCUGAUGAAGAGGUAGCACUCUUCACUGCAAUUGUCCUGUUCACACCAGAUCGGCCUUGGCUCUCUGAGUCCAAAAAGAUACAAAAACUCCAGGAUAAAGUCUACACGGCUCUCCAGCACGAGAUUCAAAAGAAAAAUACGAACGAAGACAGGCUCUCCAAGAUGGUUGCCAAGCUCCCCUUGAUGAAGACCAUCUGCAGCCUUCACUUAGAUAAGCUGGAACUUUUCCGCCUUGUCCAUCCGGAGACGGCCAAAAAUUUCCCUCCUCUCUACAAAGAAGUCUUCAAUUCAGAGUUCCAUUACAGCAGUCCUCAAGAGAGCUAAAGCAGAAUUCACAGAGCAAAACUUUUAUGGCUUCCGGAAUGGGGAAAGCAGAAUUGACUAACCCCUGUGGUUUAUUUUAAAUCAAGGAUCAACCUGGCUUUCCUCCUCCUCAACCUCUUGCAGUUGAUCUGUGGUGAUCUGCAGUCACUGUUGAAUGUAAUUGCACCUUUUUAAAGAUCCAGCAGACUUUGGGCAUACUGGUGAAAUGAAUGUGAAAUGACAUUCGGUAGAGAAUAUCCCACAUUAAUGCUGUUGUUAAGAAUUCCUAUCCUUUCCUCAAAAGCAUGUUUCAGCAGAACACGUUUCUCUGCCCUGGCAUGCGAAUACAUCCACCCAAACUCAUGAGACUUACAGCCAGCUGAUGCCCAACCCAAAAAAUGCCACUUUAAGCCCAGCCAUGUGGAUAAGUAUGUAUAUUUUUGCUGAUUUCUGCUUUUCCCUGGCAUGGUUUGAAGGAUAGGACGCUGGACGUACAGAAGGAAAACCAGAUCUUGUGGACUUGUUCAACGUGAGGAUGGAAAUCUGUGGGAAGAGAAAGAGACACAAACACACACAUACACAGAGAUUACACUCCUGCCAGAUAAUGGGACAGAGCUGGUGGUGGGGAGAAGGAUAUGUGGGGAGAAAAGAACUUUUAAUUUAAUUGUGUUUCCGACUCUCGGGGGCAGCUGGAGGGCUGGACCCUCUAAGAGAAAAAAAGGAAGUGUAAAGUUCAUAGCAAACCAGGAUGUAUUUCUCAUCAACAAAUACUGCUGCUAUCAAAGUAACUGGAAAAGCAUCAGGUUAAAGAAAAACACUGAUGGCCUCUGGAUGACAUUGGACUUUAGUGGCCAUUAUCCUCAGUGAUUGGCCUGGCUGGGGAGGAUGGAUGCUGGAGUUAACCAUACCUGGCUGCCAAGCUACAUGACGAAUGAUCCAAUUGCUUCUAAAGCAGUGUUUUUUUCAAACUUGGCAAGUUUUAAAAUGUCUGGACUUCAACUCCCAGAAUUCCCCAGCAUAUCUUAAUCUCCCAAGUUCAAAAAAUGCUGUUCUGUAGCAGUCUCUGCCAAGACUGCUUCUACAUCAUGUUUGUUCUUUCUCCAUAUUAUAAACCCUUUGGGAGCCCAAGAAAGUUUCAUUCAAUGUUUCAUUCAUGUGGAAGAGUCCAUUAGAAGAAGACCUUGGUUGGUAUCGGUUCACCACAUGAAUGAUGAACAGGCCUAUAGCUAAAUGUAGAGGCCUUUCCUUCGGGCCUGCGCAAUACUGUAGAAUCAACCAGAUGAUAAAAAGACCCACCCAAUAGCUCACAUUUGCAGGGUAAUUAUUUUUAUCCUGCUCAAACUCAGCGGCACCUCCAACACCAGCUUAAAUGGCAUGGCUGCUUUCUUCAAACUAAUGGCAAACCUUUAAUGGUUGAACCUAAUGGUUGAACCUUUCGGAUGCUGCUAGAAGCCAAAACUAAUAGUCCUGAGAGAACCACAAUUGGGACCAGGAUUUUUGUUUCUAAGCAAGGUGGUUGUCAACUGAAUCGUGCCCAAUUUUGCAACCAUUUUUGUCAUGGUUGUUAAAUGUCUCACUGCAGUUCAGUGAAUCCAGCUUUCUCUAUGGACUUCGUCGGAAACCAAUUGGGAAGGUUGCAAAUGGUGAUCACGUGACCCAGGGCCAGUGCAACCGUCAUGAAUCCCAUGCUGGUUGCCAAGUGCUCAAAUUUUGAUCACGUGACCAUGGGACUGCUGUGAUGAUCUUAAGUGGGAGGACUGGUUAUAAGUCUCUUUCAGUGCUAUAACUUCAAAUGAUCACAAAACGAAUGGUUUUAAGUCAAGGGCUAUCUGUACCCUGUUGGUCCUGUUUGGUGGUGUUACCUGGCAGUGGUAGCUUUACAGUUUAUGGAGGGCCAUCAAUUCCUAACUCCCUAAAGUAAGCAAUGUCUUCUAUCCUGGGAUCAAGGAGAGAGUGGCAUAUGCCAUUCCCGCAAGUCUCAGCUCUCUGAAUGAGCUUGCCGGGUGUAACCUCAGCUACUUUCAGCCAGGCAAGGCAGGCAGGUAAUCCUUGACUUACAACCACAAUGGAGCCCAACAUUUCCGUUGCUAAGCAAGACAGUUGUUAAGUGAGCUUUGCCCCAUUUUACAACCUUUAUUGCCACAGUUAUUAAGUGGAUCA